GAGAAGGAAAGACCCCUGAUCCAGCAACUGAUCAUCCUUGAUCCUCCGGCUCUUCAAGGCAGCCCUUAGCCAAAUCCCUUGAGGGACUCCUGCCUCAGGCCGAACAGCCACUGGCAAAACACAGUGUCUUUUUGGACUCUCGUCAGUGCCAUAAAACGCAGGACUUUUAUGACAAUUAAUUCUGUAAGCCUUGAAACUGAAACACUCCAGAGAAGAUAAAAAAGGGUGUACGAAGAGCUGUGCAUUAACUCUGGGGAGAAAUUAUUUGUCAGUCAGAAUAAAGAUUCUCCAUAAGAUCAACUGACCUGUCCAGAAGUCCAGCUAUGGCUGCCAAUUCAAAAGAAUUAAUAGAAAAUGAUCUCGCUGAGCUGAAGUCCCGUUUGGAACAAGAAAGUCUCCCAAAUGUUUUAGCUGACACUGAUCAAGAAUUAAAACUAUUAAAGAACACAACACUUCACAUUGCUGUCACAGGGAAUACAGGAGCUGGUAAAUCAUCCUUUGUGAAUGCCUUUCGAAACAUCUCAGAUUAUAAAGAAAGUUCAGCUGAAACCGAUGUGAAACAGACAACUAUGGAGCCACAGAAAUAUCCAAAUGAUAUAUUCCCAGAAAUAACGUUAUGGGAUCUACCAGGGAUUGGGACACGUGAAUUUAAACCAAAUGAAUACCUAAAGAUCGUAAAUUUUAGCAGGUACGAUUUCUUCAUCAUCGUCUCUGCAGGACGCUUCACCGUCAAUGACACAAUGCUGGCCUUAGAAAUUAAAAAGAUGAAUAAGCGGUUUUACUUUGUUCGCACCAAAGUGGAUCAGGAUAUGCAUAAUGAGGGAAUGAAGCCAAACUUCAGUGAGACACAAACCUUGGAACAGAUAAGAAAUGACUGCCUCUCCAAUUUGUGGAAAGAAGGAAUUGACGAUCCAAAGGUUUUUCUCAUAUCCAGAUGGCAUUUGAAUAAGUACGAUUUCCCUAAGCUCCACAAGACCCUAGCAGAGGACCUGAAUGAUCUCAAGAGACCUCUUCUCAUCAUGGCGAUGCCGGCUUUCUCAAGAGAACACCUGCAAGAGAAAAAGGCUGCGAUGGAAAAGCUCAUCUGGAAAAAAGCCCUGAAGUCUUGCGGUGUUGGGGCGAUCUUUGUGCCUGGUCUCUCUGUUGCUUAUGAUGUUUACCUCUUAAUAUCAUCCAUGAAAGAGAUCUGCAGAGCUUUUGGCCUGGAUAAAGGUUCCCUCUGUAAUCUCGCAGAACGGAUUCGCAAACCAGUGGACGUGCUGAAAUCUGCGGUCCAGAAGACUCCGAUGGCUAGCCAGAUUGAUUCGAAAUUUGUGCUGUCUCUCUUUACCAAGUUCCUGACAGUCGGCUCCGCAAUGGCGGUGGAAGAGCUUGCACGCUUGAUCCCAGUUUUAGGCUCUCUAGUUGGUGGAGUUACUUCUUUUGCCACCACACGUUACGUGCUGAAGAGCUUCUUAGAAGAUGCCAUGGCAGACGCCGAGAGUGUUCUGGCAAAAGCUGCUGAGUAAAGAUCCUGCCAAUCUUCAUCCCCAUGAGGGUUGCAAAGAAGAUAUCAGUUUUUAAACAGCAAAUAAUAUGCUUCAUCCCCCUCUCCUUAAGUCCUACCCGGCCUCAUUAAACUCUUUAGCAGGUCUGCCAGAUCUGACCUGAGCCAGAAAGUACUUUUGUGCCUUUAAAGAAAGUACAUUUUCAUUAGUUUCUUCAUCUCCACUACAGCAGUUUUUGUUGAUAUGCAGCCCUUAAAGGUAGCAGAGUUUUCUCAUCUUCGGCACUGUAAUUUUUGUCACUCAUUUGUCCCUAUUGUUCUGGGUCCCCCCCCCCAUUCCACAU
This is a messenger RNA of Gekko japonicus, 1830 nucleotides long. RefSeq names its product interferon-inducible GTPase 5-like. Gene Ontology annotation, cellular component: membrane. NCBI's taxonomy places the organism in Eukaryota, Metazoa, Chordata, Lepidosauria, Squamata, Gekkonidae. The record is from RefSeq and is a predicted model, not a curated record. The transcript is spliced from 3 exons. Gene Ontology annotation, molecular function: GTPase activity; GTP binding. The coding region runs from base 324 to 1508 and encodes 394 amino acids.